UCGAUAACUGGCGCAGGACAACGGUCUAACGGGAGUGAAAUAGAGAACGGGAAAUCGGGAGAGCGGUACAGGAAGUGGCGAAUUUACUUUCAGAGAGCGAGGAAAUUUUUACCAGUGCGGACGUAGGACGAGCUCAAUCAGGCUUUUUUAUUUAUUUUACCAGAUAGCUGAACACAACUGAAAAGGCAGUUAUUGGCAAGACUAACGAAUAUUUUAGCUACCACCCUUACAAUUCAUACCUCACUGCGGAAAGUAAAUUUGAGCUGGAAAAGAAGAACUACUAAUAGGAAUUUCUAGACCGAAAAACAAGACCAACAGCAAAAGCAAAGCGACCAUAAAUACAUAGUAUGAAUGUCGCCUAAAUAUCAUAAUUUCGAGAUUGCACUGGUCUACUUUCUGCUGCUGAUACCAUGGCCACCCACGAAUGUGAUCAGAAUCCUUUGCUCGCGAGAUAACAGCCGACUGGUGCGCAAAAUAGUGCGCUCCAAAUGGACUCCCAUUCUGGACAAGCAUCAGGUGAAGCUGCCCCUGGAGUGCCCGCUGCAUCCGUUCCGGGAUGUUUUUGCCCCCCGGCAGGAUGCCAAGCAGAGGGAUCGACCUACUCAGUGGACGUGCAGGAAAUGUGGGAAGAGCUUCUACCAGGAGAAGCACCUGGACUUACAUUUCGACACGCGCCACAAGAGCAUCAUCAAUCAGGCGGAGGAUGCCGUUUGCCUGGCCGACUUCUGCGACAUCAUGCGGUGUGAGGUCUUCGAAACGGAGGACGCGUCCAGCCUGAAGUUUGGUGACCAGCACAUUGUCACGGACAUCGAGGUCUGGGGCGACUCCCUGGGUCAGAAUUCCGCGUUGGCCAAAGCGAAUGCUGCCUACUUGAGCUUAAUACCUAGAACUUCCACAUUGGGUGCCUCGCGUGCCGCCAAAGUACAAAACCGUCAAUUACUUCAAGACAAGCCAAGCCAGGCCAGCAAGCAGAAUCAGUCACCGGCAGGUGAGCGAACACAUCCCCAAUCCCACCACCAUCCCCGAGAUCGUGCAUCCACCACAGCCAAUCCCCUUCGCCUAGAUCCAUCGCCGGAGGACGGGUCGGCGGCUAGGCCGAGAUCGGCGGGCGAGAAGCUGCUUAACAAGCUCAAGGAGCUGGGGAAGGCGCACCUAAAGCCGGCAGCGGAUCCGGAGGCCAGCAGGCAGAACGAGACGGGCGAGGAGGAGGACGAGCAGGGGAGUGGACAACCCGAGGGCAGUGGCCAGUCCGCCGAUGAGGUCAAAACGGAGGAGGGAUCGGGUGUUAAUGGUAACGGAAACAAGGCCAGAGCCAAUUGCAAGCCGGAGGAGUUGAGUAAGCUGAAGAACCGCUGCGAGAUGCUGCUAAGGAGCUGCAUCGGAGGACUGCUAUUGUCCAUGUCGGAUCAGGCCUUCAAGGAGAUGGAAGAUGAAAUGAACAAGGCGGUGUGCUGGUACUUGACUUGUGAUCGUUACUGGGAGGAUGGACCCUUGGAGCCCCGAGCCUUCCCCUGGGGUCUAAUCGUGAUUCUGAUAUUCGUGCUAUCCACUGGGAUCUGUUUUUGCUACUACAUUAUCUGGAUCCUGUUCGAUCACCUGUUUCAGCUCCGAAGAAACGACAAUCAACGCGAACCACUACUACGGCCAGGGAUCCAUCGGCGCCGGCGGGAGCAUCUACAUGCCAGGAGCAGCAGCGGGUCAUCACUACCAUGUGGACUAUGCCACGCGGCACGACCUCGACCUGGACGCCGGCGGGAUAGCUGGUCAGCAGCAGCAACAGCAGCACCUGCUUCAGGAGCAGCAGUACUAUUACCAACAGCAGCAGCAACAGCAGCAGCAGCACCAGGCGGCAUCCGUUCGGGAUUUGUACCCGGAGCAGGUGCAGUAUCAUCGCCACAGUCCGCGGCACUACAUCGCCGAUCAGCGUCCGGUGGGGCCAACAGUGGGCACACCCACCCAAGGGGCCGUUCGCAGCAGCUCCUCCAACGCCAACACGCCGUUGCACCAUCGGGUGCAGCAUUCGGGACAGCAUCCCCACCUGCAACAUCGUCACUCGACGAGCCUGGCCUACCCACAGGACAUUUUAGACCGACGCGACUAUACAAGUAGCUCCUCUCGCCCGAUUGCCACCAAUAUAGUGGCUGGAUCAGGAUCGGGACAGGGCGCUGGAGCUCCUGGCGAUACACAGCGCCACUACAACACGCAUCCGCGGCCGCUGGAAACGAGGCAUCGCCAUGUGGGCUCCUCGCAGCAAUCCCUUCGUGCCUCCGCCUCCACGCACGAGAUUGUGCAGCAGGAGGCGGGUCUGGGUCAGAACGAGCACUACAUAUACGUGACCUAUCCGCCGGACCUCAAGAAGCGCUACUUCGAGUGAUGAUCUGGGUCUGGGCUGGGUGCGGGCACUGAGGAUCGUAUGAUGACCGGAGACGGAGGAGGUCGGCAGACCGGCAGAUGGAGAGACCAAAGGGCCUUCAAAAGGAGGUCCAGGAAACGAUACCAAAGCCAGAGUUCAACCACAGUUGAUCAUAUUAUGAGGAUGUUGAAUGACAGAGGAGGACUGGUCGCCAACAUAAGCCCAAAAGUUGGAUUUUUACUUUUAGCCUGCAAAUUCUAGAUUUGUGAACUGUGCUAUUCUUUUUUAAUUCUACAAAAUAAAUUGCAAUAUUUCUGUACAAUAGAAAAGAAGGAGAUAGUCCAUUCCUUACCUUUUUGGUAACGCUUUAACCAAACUCCCAUAAAAAGCAUUAAAGCCAAGGCUCAUCGAAUAACAUUUACAUAAAACAUU
Messenger RNA from Drosophila erecta, 2785 nucleotides. RefSeq lists its product as uncharacterized. Lineage: Eukaryota; Metazoa; Arthropoda; Insecta; Diptera; Drosophilidae. Bases 352 to 2109 code for a protein of 585 amino acids. The transcript is spliced from 7 exons. The record is from RefSeq and is a predicted model, not a curated record.